AUGGUGUUACUUCCAGCUGGCUCUUUCGACACGGCCGUGUGGAAAAAGCUGCUUCCGGAUCUAUCCAAUGAGCAAGUUGAUGCCUUAUGGAUCCGGAUCCUAGCAGAAAUCUCGAAGAGGACUGGAGCAGCCUGCUUGACGCAUCUAGCCGUGAACGAAGGGAUUCCUGCUGCUCUCCGCCACGGCACACCCGAAGAACCAGGUUGCGGGGAACACGAAAUGGGGGCUGAUCAUGCGCCAGAAAACAUAUUACGUAGCCCGACCGGCCUUCGUAUCUUACAUGGGGAUUUCGGCCCCGCCCCUGCUGAAGAUACAGCCCCGGAUUUUGAGCGUGGAUUCUGGGCCUCAACGAGGCAGAACGGCGUGUUCCAGACGUGGGCACCCCGAUGGACCAUGUUCAGCCGAGGGAACAUUAAGGAGAAGGCGCGUCUGCUCAACUUUCGGGACAGAAAAGACGUAGAAGAGAGACAGUCGCAAGAGGACGCCUGGGCAGUUGACUUGUACGCGGGUAUUGGGUACUUUACCUUCUCGUACGCCAAGCUAGGUAUGCGGGUACUGUGCUGGGAGCUGAACCCAUGGAGUGUGGAGGGCUUGCGCCGUGGCGCCGUGGGAAACGGCUGGUCAGUGCGGGUUGUGAAAGAUGAACAUGACCUCGCAUUGCCAAUGAAAGAAGUAGUAAGCGGAAGUGAGCAGAUCAUAGUCUUCCUAGAAGAUAACAGACGUGCUGCGCAAAGAAUUAGAGAGCUAAGCAAGUUGGAUAUAUCCCAUGUCAACUGUGGCUUAUUGCCUACCAGUGAUGCCUCUUGGAAAGACGCUUGGGAGAUUGCAACGCGCAAUAAAGCGGAAAAAGCGUGGCUUCACCUACAUGAGAACGUAGGGGUGGCCGAUAUUGAGAAGCGCAAGGAAGAUAUCGAACAGUAUUUUUCGGAAUUAACAACCCACGAUAACAGUGGCAGUUCCGCGCGCAUAGAGCAUACGGAGCUUGUUAAGACCUUUGCGCCGGGAGUUUGGCACUGCGUCUUCGACCUGUACAUUACAAGGUCUAGCACCAUAAUAUAA
Messenger RNA from Daldinia caldariorum, 1059 nucleotides. RefSeq names its product S-adenosyl-L-methionine-dependent methyltransferase. Gene Ontology annotation, biological process: wybutosine biosynthetic process; tRNA methylation. NCBI's taxonomy places the organism in Eukaryota, Fungi, Ascomycota, Sordariomycetes, Xylariales, Hypoxylaceae. Gene Ontology annotation, cellular component: cytoplasm. The transcript has a single exon. The record is from RefSeq and is a predicted model, not a curated record. The coding region runs from base 1 to 1059 and encodes 352 amino acids. Gene Ontology annotation, molecular function: S-adenosylmethionine-dependent methyltransferase activity; tRNA methyltransferase activity.